Molecule: messenger RNA, 1210 nt
Organism: Teleopsis dalmanni
Lineage: Eukaryota; Metazoa; Arthropoda; Insecta; Diptera; Diopsidae
Product: protein phosphatase PTC7 homolog
Exons: 3
Source: RefSeq, a predicted model, not a curated record
AAUUUUUUUCUGCAGUCAAAAAUUUUUGGUCUCACGCGUAGUUCGUACAUUUCACAAUUUUCAUUGGGAAAACUCGUUGGACAAUUGUCACAUGGGCAAGAUGAGUGAUGUAUAAGUAAUUUUACAUUAAUCGAUGUUCUAAUAUAUUUAAAGUAAAUUUGUAGUUAUGUAAACGAAACAAUUUGUCACGGACUUUUCAAUCGAAAUCUUAAACGAAAUGAACUUUCAUAAUCCGUUUUGAGCACAUUUUCGCUUCCCUUGUGACUUUGACGUAUUAAAGUGUGUGGCAAAAAAUACAAAAAGAAAAAAAAAAAAGAAAAUUGGCACGAAAAAUCAGUGUUUUUUUUUCCUAAAUAAAAUUACAUAAAAACGUUAAUAGUAUGAAUUCAAUUGCUUUGAAUGUGAAUUGAAUUUUUUUUGCAAAUGUGAGUGUGAAUGUGGAAUUGAGAAUAAAAACAAAAACCAAUAAAAAUAAUAUUAGACGCAGUAGUGUAGCAUGCAUUCACUCAGCUGGACUUCGAGAUUAAUCUCGCGUGCUUUGCGUAGUGGUUUCUCGACCUUAGUGGAAUCCGCCAAUAAAAGUGCACCUACUCCUAACGCCAGUAAAUCAAAACCACAUUUCGUGUCGGUCGUGUGUGGUUUCCCCAAAGACUUUCUAACAUCCCGCUACAAACCAGGCAAAUAUGGAGAAGACUCAUAUUUCAAGACUUCCACCAAUACGGCGGACGUAAUUGGCGUUGCCGAUGGCGUUGGGGGAUGGCGUAGUUACGGUAUUGAUCCCGGAGAGUUUUCAUCAUUUCUCAUGAAGACAUGUGAACGUCUAGUCCAUUGUGUUAAUUUUAACCCACAACGACCUGUUAAUCUCUUAGCUUAUAGUUAUUGCGAAUUGUUAGAACAAAAAAAACCAAUUCUAGGCAGCAGUACAGCGUGUGUGCUGGUGCUGAACCGUGAGAAUAGCACAGUCUAUACAGCGAAUAUCGGAGACAGUGGCUUCAUGGUGGUACGAAGUGGUGAAAUCGUACACAAAUCAGAGGAGCAACAACACUAUUUCAAUACGCCUUUUCAACUAUCAUUGCCUCCACCAGGACACGGCCAUAAUGUGCUUAGCGAUAGUCCAGAUUCAGCUGAUACACUCAGCUUUCCCGUAAAGGAUGGUGAUGUUAUAUUAGUAGCAACAGAUGGUGUAUUCGAUAAUGUGCCAGAAAAGCUG